CAGAGCUUCACCUCGACUUGAGGACCGCCUGAACUGCUAACGUUAGUGCCGCCUUCAGUACCUAAACAACCACCACCUUUCAAUCUUGCACAGUCUCUCAAUUACCGCAGCCAAAGCCCUCGAAAGUCCAUAAUCAUGGCUGUCGAUCCCUUUGACUCCGCUUUAGACCUUCUCCGCCGUCUCAACCCUAAACAGACGACAGACCACCUCAACGCCAUCAUCUCCAUCGCUCCAGAUCUGACCGAAGACCUUCUGUCGUCCGUCGAUCAGCCCCUAACCGUGCGCCGCUGCAAACAGACCGGCCGAGACUACCUCCUCUGCGACUACAACCGCGAUGGAGACAGCUACCGCUCACCGUGGUCAAACCAAUUCGACCCUCCUCUGGAUGAAGCUGGAUCAGGCGGUGUAGGUGCUGGUGGUAAUGAAGGCGCUGGUGAGGGUGCGAUUCCGAGCGAGCGUGUUCGCAAGAUGGAGGUCAAGGCGAACGAGGCCUUCGACGUCUAUCGCGAUUUAUACUACGAAGGUGGUGUGAGCAGUGUUUACUUCUGGAACCUUGAUGACGGAUUCGCAGGGGUCGUGCUUCUCAAGAAGUCUUCCCCCCAAGGCGGCAAUUCCGAAGGUGUAUGGGACUCCAUUCAUGUUUUCGAGGCAAUUGAGCGAGGAAGAAGCACACACUAUAAGCUCACAUCGACAGUGAUUCUGACCUUGUCUACGUCUGGUGGCAACCUAGGCGAGAUGGACCUUAGUGGCAACAUGACACGCCAGGUCGAACAGGAUCUCCCUGUUGACAACGAUGAUAGCCACAUCGCCAAUGUGGGACGAUUGGUUGAGGAUAUGGAACUCAAGAUGCGCAAUCUCCUGCAGGAGGUGUAUUUUGGCAAAGCCAAAGACGUGGUGGGCGAUCUCAGGAGCAUUGGAAGCUUGAGUGAGGGAGCACGGGAUCGCGAGGCUCAGCGCGAACUCAUCGGAAGCAUGAGAAGAUGAUGUGCGCCCAAACCGAUUCACUCGAUAGUUAGAAGAGCAAGACCCUCGAUAGAUUGUCUCGAGAUACAUGUACUGCACCGUGGUGGCACCCUGUGCGAGUAUUGGCCUUUAAUUGCACUAGGAGCGAGACUUGAUAGAUGUGCAGAUUGAUUGAUAUACUCAUUUGCUUUCAUCCAGCGUUUGCAUUGAAGGACUCGUGGCCAUGACCUGGAAAUAGCACAUGAUCCUUGGGCAGUGUCUGAACCCUAU
Fusarium verticillioides 7600 is the source of this 1233-nucleotide messenger RNA. Its product is annotated as F-actin-capping protein subunit beta. Gene Ontology annotation, cellular component: F-actin capping protein complex; cytoplasm; actin cortical patch. Lineage: Eukaryota; Fungi; Ascomycota; Sordariomycetes; Hypocreales; Nectriaceae. The transcript is spliced from 3 exons. Gene Ontology annotation, molecular function: actin filament binding. Gene Ontology annotation, biological process: cell morphogenesis; barbed-end actin filament capping; actin cytoskeleton organization. The record is from RefSeq and is a predicted model, not a curated record. The coding region runs from base 136 to 984 and encodes 282 amino acids.